CCAGUUUGACACUUCUGAAAGGUGUACCGCAAUUGUUUACAUGAGUAAGAAGUCGAAAGUUUGUGGCCAGGCAAAAGUUCACCAGUCAUGGAAGAAAUAGGGAUCAGCGUCGCUACCGAGAAGGUCGAAGAGACCACAGAUGUAAAAGGUCCAGCUGUUGGAGGACUUACUAUGGUCAGCGAUGAGUCGGCAAGAGACGAGUAUAAUACAUACAAGAGAUUACUUCAAAACCUUGAGUACUUACGUGUACAAGAGGAUUAUAUUAAAGAUGAGCUACAAAAUUUGAAAAAAGAAUAUAGACAUGCACAGGAGGAGGUUAAGCGUAUUCAGAGUGUACCACUAGUAAUCGGUCAGUUCUUAGAAGCUGUAGAUCAAAAUACUGGAAUUGUUGGAUCUACUACUGGCUCUAAUUAUUAUGUGAGAAUAUUGAGUACUAUUGACCGAGAAUUACUCAAGCCUUCAGCAUCAGUUGCUCUUCACAAACACAGCAAUGCAUUAGUAGAUGUUUUACCACCGGAGGCAGAUUCCUCUAUCUCAAUGUUGCAGGCUGAUGAGAAACCUGAUGUAACCUAUUCAGACAUUGGAGGUCUAGACAUGCAAAAGCAAGAGAUACGUGAGGCUGUCGAGUUACCUCUUACUCACUUUGAUCUCUACAAACAAAUUGGAAUUGACCCACCCAGAGGUGUGUUGAUGUUUGGGCCCCCUGGGUGUGGCAAAACUAUGUUAGCAAAAGCUGUUGCUCACCACACAACUGCGUCGUUCAUCCGUGUUGUGGGAUCUGAGUUUGUUCAGAAGUAUUUAGGAGAAGGACCACGUAUGGUUCGAGAUGUCUUUCGGCUCGCAAGGGAAAAUUCUCCAGCAAUUAUAUUUAUUGAUGAAAUUGAUGCCAUAGCCACCAAGAGAUUUGAUGCACAAACUGGAGCAGAUCGAGAAGUCCAGCGGAUUCUUUUGGAACUUCUUAACCAGAUGGAUGGUUUUGAUCAGACUACAAAUGUUAAGGUUAUAAUGGCUACAAACCGAGCAGAUACCUUAGAUCCAGCAUUACUUCGUCCUGGUCGUCUAGAUCGUAAGAUCGAAUUUCCAAUGCCGGAUAGAAGACAGAAACGUCUAAUUUUCUCCACAAUUACUGGACAGAUGAAUUUGAAUGAAGAUGUUGAUCUCGAAGAUUAUGUUGCCCGACCUGACCGUAUAUCAGGUGCAGACAUUAAUGCCAUCUGUCAGGAAGCCGGCAUGCAUGCAGUGAGAGAGAACCGUUAUAUAGUCUUGGCCAAGGACUUUGAAAAGGCUUACAAGAAUAAUGUUAAAAAGGACGAGUCAGAUCAUGAGUUUUAUAAGUAAUAUUUCCAAAUUAGCUACUUCCCUUU
Messenger RNA from Macrobrachium nipponense, 1364 nucleotides. RefSeq names its product 26S proteasome regulatory subunit 6B. The transcript has 4 exons. Gene Ontology annotation, biological process: proteasome-mediated ubiquitin-dependent protein catabolic process. Lineage: Eukaryota; Metazoa; Arthropoda; Malacostraca; Decapoda; Palaemonidae. Gene Ontology annotation, molecular function: proteasome-activating activity; ATP hydrolysis activity; ATP binding. The coding region runs from base 88 to 1338 and encodes 416 amino acids. Gene Ontology annotation, cellular component: proteasome regulatory particle, base subcomplex. The record is from RefSeq and is a predicted model, not a curated record.